GUUUUAAGUUGGCGCGAAAUGGACGUAAACAAAUGUGUAUAUUUCAGCUUUAUUUGACACACAAAAUCUUCCUACAUUAUGGACAUAAGAAGUUUUUUCACUGCAAAAUCUAGCAAGAAAUCAGAUGGUGGUAAAGAAACCUUGACAAAACAAGUGGAGGAGUCCAAAAGCAAAGAGACACCUAAAAAGAAAGAGAAUACCAAGUCAACAAAGAAAGAAAAGAGUAGUAAAGUAGACAAAAACAGUUCCAAUAAAAAACAGUCUCCCAAAAAAUCCAACGCUCAAAAAGAUACGGGGAAAAAGAAAAUCUAUGUGCUAGACAGUGAUUCCGAGACAGAAUUUAAUGAAACCUCACAGAGAGGUUCUGGUAAAAAUUCUAAAGACAACAAAGCAAGUAGUAAGACGGGAAAGAAGCUUAAAUCUGAAGAAAGCGAUGAAGAGGAAGUUCAGACAAAAAAAGGCAAAAGAAAACGUCAUCAGGUGAGUAGUGAGGAUGAAGAAGUGGCAGUCUCAAAACAAAAAUGGAAGUCGAAGAGAAGACUCGACUCCGAUUCCGAGGAAGACGUCAAAGAAAUCAAAAGGAAGGCUGGUAAAAAGUCCAAAGCACUUCAUGUAGAUUCAGAUGAGGAAAAGCAUGUGAAAACCACACUUGAUGCAUUUUUAAAGACACCGAGUCCCAAGAAACACACGAGUGACAAUGGAAGGACGGAGUCUAAAAGUGUGACAAAAACACCAGUCAGUGUACAGGAUUUCUUUGGAGGAGAAUCCGUGAAGCGUUCAGACAAAAAGGUUGCAGCCAAACGCACAGUGGGCAAAUCAGAAGACCCAGUGGUAUAUGAUGUAGAAAUGCAUGAAGACGACGAUUUCCAGAAAACUCUAGACAUGGCAGAUGAAAGGAAACCAAAGCGAAUAAAAACAGAUACCAAGCAGGAGUCAUCAAGUGCAAGUAAGCAGAGUCUGUCGAGUAAGUUAGCUGCCAGGAUUCAGGCCAGCGAUGAAAGUGAUGUCAUUCCUGAUACACCCACCACAGACAGGAGUCAGUUUACAAAGAUCUCGGAGAAAAAGGGCUCACCAAAGAAAACUGAGCAGAAGAAAGUCCCUCCCAAAAAGGCAACCCCUAAAAAGGCCUCUCCUGUCAAAUUCACUCCUAAGAAAUCCCCUCCCGUUGUGAGUGAGACUGCAGCCACUCCAAGGUCUGAAACAACUAGCAAACCAGGGGCAAAAGCUAGUCCUACCAAAGUAUCUCCAGAUACGCCUUCUCUAGCAAAGAAGGGCAGCAUGUAUAGGAGUUAUCUCAACAGGGAAGGCCCACAAGCAUUAGGAUCAAAGGAAAUACCUGAGGGUGGAGAAAACUGUUUAGAGUCCUUGACCUUUGUCAUAACUGGUGUAUUAGAGUCAAUGGAGCGUGACGAGGCCAAAAGUCUUAUAGAAAGAUAUGGUGGGAAAGUGACUGGUAGUGUUAGUAAGAAGACAAGCUACUUGGUGGCGGGACGUGAUUGCGGAGAAAGCAAACUGGCCAAGGCCAGAAGUUUUGGAACUAAACAAAUUGAUGAGGAUGGAUUACUGGACCUGAUCAGAACACUUCCUGGGAAACGAUCCAAGUAUGAAGUUCAAGCAGCUGAACAGGUGAAAAAGGAGUCAUCAUUCUCAAAAAAGACAAUACCAUCCACACCCCCAGUGAAGUCUAUGAAGUCCGAAUCUUCAUUAUCUAAACCCAAACUGGAAUCCACCGACUCCGUGUCCCUCCCAAACAAUCAAUCAAAUGGAACUAGUAAAUCUACGGAGGACAGUCUGAUGUGGGUAGAUAAGUACAAACCUACUCAGCUGAAACAGAUCAUUGGUCAAACAGGGGAUAAAAGUAAUGCCAAGAAACUACUGCACUGGUUAACCAACUGGCAUAGAAAUCAGGCAGUGGGAACCAAACCACAAGGUAAAUUUUUUGGUAAGAAUGAUGAUGGGUCUGGAUUCAAAGCUGCCCUGCUAUCAGGUCCUCCAGGGAUCGGAAAAACCACCACAGCUACAUUAGUGUGCCAGGAGGCAGGUUUCUCCUAUGUAGAGUUAAAUGCAUCAGACACACGAUCAAAGAAGAGUUUGAAGGAAGUCGUCGCAGAAUCACUUGACAAUACAACUAUAGUGGAUUAUCUAGGAGUUACUAAGAGCACAACACAUGGACAUAAGCAUUGUCUGGUAAUGGAUGAGGUGGACGGGAUGGCAGGAAAUGAAGAUCGCGGAGGUCUGCAGGAGUUAGUGUCCCUGAUCAAGUCAUCGCAUAUCCCAAUCAUCUGUAUGUGUAACGACAGAAAUAGUCCCAAGAUGAGGACCCUCUCCAACUACUGCUUUGAUCUCCGCUUCCAGAGGCCUCGAUUGGAGCAAAUCAAGGGAGCUAUGAUGUCUGUAGCAUUUAAAGAGGGCUUAAAAAUUCCACCACCAGCACUGAAUGAAAUCAUUAUGGCAGCCAAUCAAGACAUUAGACAGGUUCUACAUAAUUUAUUGAUGUGGACAGCUGGAGAAAAAAGUUUGACCUAUGAUCAGGCCAAGAAAGACUCCAGUAAUGCCAAAAAGGACUUCAAAUUGGGUCCUUUUGAUGUUUGUCGUAAGGUGUUUGUGGGUGGAGAGGAAACAGCAGGCAUGACCAUCAACGACAAGUCUGAUCUGUAUUUCCAAGACUACAACAUUGGUCCACUGUUUGUACAGGAAAACUACAUCCAUGUUAUUCCAUAUGCUGCAAAAGGUAAUGUAACUCGACAUUUGUCUCUGCUGGCCAGGGCUGCUGACAGCCUGUGUGAUGGGGAUACAUUAGACAGCUGUAUCCGCGGGAACCAGUCUUGGAGUCUGCUACCUACAGCGGCAAUGUAUGCUAGUGUGAUACCGGGGGAGUAUAUGAGAGGAAGCUUACAGCAGAUGGUCAGUUUUCCAAGCUGGUUGGGCAAAAAUUCCACCACCAGCAAAACUGACCGCAUUUUACAAGAGUUGAGAACACACAUGUCACUACCAACAUCAGCUAAUAAACUGAGCUUGAAUCUUGAUUAUCUCCCCUACAUGAGGAAGUUUCUGACAUCACCAUUAGUGAUCAAGGAGAAUGAUGGGAUACCAGAUGUCAUAGAUCUAAUGGACAAGUAUGACAUCAUCAAAGAGGACUUUGACAAUAUUCUGGAAGUCACGAAAUGGCCAAACAGUGCAGAUCCAAUGUCAUUACUUAGCUCCAAGACAAAAGCAGCCUUUACAAGAACUUAUAAUAAGGAGGUCCAUUUGACCCCAUAUGUUACUGGUGCCCUGACCAAGAAGGGCCGAGGGGGAGGGGCAGCUUCUACAGAGGAUUACGGUCUAGAGGGUGAGGGUGAAGGAGAGGAGCCAGUGACCGCCCCAGACAGUGACAAGGAGGAAACAGAUGACGUAGAAAUGGACUCCAUGAUUAAGCAAACAAAAAAGCCUAAAGGAAAGGAAAAGGAACCAAAAUCAACUUCCUCUAAGGGAAAAGGGAAAGGAAAGGGAAAAGGGAAAAGCUGACAUGACAUUCUCUUAAUAAGAAAAGAUUCAUCUGUUAGACAGGUGUUGUGAUACAUCUAUUUCUCUACCACUGUUGACAAUACUGUACUAUGACAUUCAAGGAAAAAUGGUAAUGAUACCAUGUAAAAACAUUUAGAAGAUGUAUGUCUUUGAUUAGGCUGUUAUCUUUACUAAAUUAAGUACAAUGUGAUUCAAAUCUUUAUCAAUAAAUGAUUUGGAACGUUAAAUAAACUGCUGAUGAUUUCUUA
Messenger RNA from Saccostrea echinata, 3755 nucleotides. Its product is annotated as replication factor C subunit 1-like. Gene Ontology annotation, cellular component: DNA replication factor C complex; nucleus. The record is from RefSeq and is a predicted model, not a curated record. Bases 79 to 3507 code for a protein of 1142 amino acids. Gene Ontology annotation, biological process: DNA repair; DNA replication. NCBI's taxonomy places the organism in Eukaryota, Metazoa, Mollusca, Bivalvia, Ostreida, Ostreidae. The transcript has 23 exons. Gene Ontology annotation, molecular function: DNA binding; ATP hydrolysis activity; ATP binding.